AUGGCUGACGACGAUAACUUCGACAUCGACAUCUACGGCGACGACAACACCCAGGAGUACAACCAGAAUGAAAGUGAGGUCAAGGCAGAAAGCCAGACCGAAGCCAUGCCUGACGCGCCCCAGAACAGCGAGACUCCUAAGCCAGAGGACGAUAAGGCCAAGCAGCACGAGAACAACGGCACCAACGGUGACCAGACGCAAGCCAUUUCGAGUACAGGUGGAUCGUCGCAGAACCAGCUGCAACCGCCCAAGCAAGCACCCGUACAGCAGGGCGUAAAGCGCAAGGAAGGCCCAGACGAUCGACCGGUUGAUGCCAAUGCGACCACUGCCUUGCUGAUCAGCGAACUGCACUGGUGGACGAACGAGGAUGACAUUCGUGGCUGGGCAAAUCAGAGUGGAUGUGAGGAUGAGCUUGUUGACGUCACUUUCAACGAGCACAAGGUGAAUGGAAAGAGCAAAGGGCAAUGCUUUGUUGAGUUGAGCUCUCACCAAGCCGCCACUGCUCUUAAGCACACGAUUGAAUCUUUUGGUCAAGGCCAGCAAUACGCCAAGAAGCACACAGCUGUUUUCCACGCCCCGCACAUCAACCCCUAUCGCACGCUGCCAAAGGACGUGCCAAACCGCAAAGAGGGUAACCAGAGCCGCGGUGGUUCCUUCAGUGGAUCUCCCGCAAUGUCAAACAGCAACUUCCAUUCCGGCGGCGGUGGCGGCUUCCGUGGUGGCCGUGGAGGCUUCAACCGUGGCGGCAACAUGGGCAUGGGCUACAACAACCGCAAUUUCUCUAGCCCAAUGAACGGAGGUCCCAUGGGUGGCGGUUUCAACGGACCAAUGGGCGGCAUGAACCCAAUUGGUGGGAUGGGCGCGAUGAACAACAUGGGCUUCAACGGCUUUGGUCGUGGAGGUGGCAUGAUGGGCAUGCGGGGUGGCAUGGGUCCUAACCGCGGCAGAGGUGGCAUGGGCGGCGGAAUGAAUCCAGGGAUGAUGGGCGGCAUGGGCCCUAUGGGCGCUAUGGGUGCCAUGGGCAUGAACCCGGGCAUGAUGGGCGGAAUGAACAACAUGGGUGCCAUGGGCGCUAUGGGUAUGCAAGCAACGCCUUCUUCCCUCCCACCACCCGCGGCAGGUCUACUAGCCGCAAGCCCGCCGCCACAGCUAGCAGAUCCCUGUUAG
Molecule: messenger RNA, 1167 nt
Organism: Aplosporella prunicola CBS 121167
Lineage: Eukaryota; Fungi; Ascomycota; Dothideomycetes; Botryosphaeriales; Aplosporellaceae
Exons: 3
Coding region: 1-1167 (388 amino acids)
Biological process (GO): mRNA alternative polyadenylation
Cellular component (GO): mRNA cleavage and polyadenylation specificity factor complex
Molecular function (GO): mRNA binding
Source: RefSeq, a predicted model, not a curated record